Molecule: messenger RNA, 1864 nt
Organism: Triplophysa dalaica
Lineage: Eukaryota; Metazoa; Chordata; Actinopteri; Cypriniformes; Nemacheilidae
Gene: ackr4a
Product: atypical chemokine receptor 4a
Exons: 2
Coding region: 131-1210 (359 amino acids)
Biological process (GO): G protein-coupled receptor signaling pathway; immune response; chemotaxis
Cellular component (GO): membrane
Molecular function (GO): chemokine receptor activity; scavenger receptor activity; chemokine binding
Source: RefSeq, a predicted model, not a curated record
GAGGCAAACUAAAAAGCAUGCAUGAGUCACAGUAAAUAGACUUGCUUACAGGAAGAACCGACAGAGACAAUCUGCUCUGCCCUUAGGCAAAGCCCCGAAUCUCACGAGUGCUCUCAACCUCAUUGGAAAAAUGGAAAGCUCAGAGGAAAAUUACUAUGACUACAGCUCAAACUUCAGCUAUGAUGACUAUCAGACCAUUUGUGAGAAGAGCGACGUACGCUCCUUUGCCAAGAUCUUCAUCCCAGUUGUAUUUGGGUUAUGUCUUGUGAUAGGUUUAGCAGGGAACACCCUGGUCUUGGUGGUCUACGCUUACCGCAAGCAACUAAAAACACUGACUGACGUGUUUAUAGUUCACCUGGCCGUUGCCGAUCUGUUGCUUCUCCUGACGUUGCCCUUCUGGGCAGCCGAUGCGGUCCACGGCUGGGAGCUUGGGGUGACUCUCUGUAAACUUGUCUCUUCCUUAUACACCAUCAACUUCACCUGCAGCAUGAUGCUUCUGGCCCACAUCAGUCUGGAUCAGUAUCUGGCUUUGAUGGCGGGAGACAGAAGCAGAGGCUUUGUGCAAAUCUUUCAAAAGAAACACUCCGGAAAGCUUUGUUUUGGGGUGUGGACCGUUGCGUGUUUUCUUGGCAUCCCUGAUUUAGUGUUAUCAACCGUAGGUGAGUUUCAUCACAAUAAGAGAUGUCUGGCAAUGUAUCCAUCAGACGUGGCGCAUAAAGCUAAAGCCAGUCUGGAGGUGAUGGAAGUCAUCAUAGGCUUUUUAUUUCCUCUGUUGGUGAUGCUGUACUGUUACAUCUUGGUGGGACGGGCCCUGGUGAUGCUCCCAGCAGAGAGGAGGAUGAGGAAGUGGAGGUCUAUCCGUGUGCUGUUGGCCAUGGUUGGAGUGUUUGUGGUCACACAGCUACCCUACAAUGUGGUGAAGUUCGUCCAGGCCAUGAACAUCGUGUACACAUUUGUGACGCACUGUGGACUUAGUAAAGGGCUGGAUAGGGCUACGCAGAUCACAGAGAGCCUUGCGUUAACGCACUGUUGUCUAAACCCUGUUCUUUAUACCUUCAUCGGUUCGUCCUUUAGACAGCACGUCAUGAAAUGCGUCAAAGGCUUCGGAGACCGAGGGAGGAGACUGGCACGUGUGCGGGAGCAAUGGGAAGUGAACAUCUCCUUAAAUUCCCAUUCGCAGUCCCAAGAGACAAGCACCUUUUCGAUUUAAGCCUAUUGAAGAGAAAAGAGGUUGUGUGCCAACAUGAGAGAACAAAUGACACAUUGUGUAAGCAGAUGAUGCCCUUGCAAUUGUUCUGUCACAACAAGUUGUAGUGGAUAGAUUGUAUCAAAAUCAAAUAAAUCACGGACUCAUAAAAACUCCUGGGGCGGAUCAUGGUCCUACUAGGCCCCUAGAUACACAUCUUUCAGUUCCAAAUAUGUGUGUGGGUGUGCUUUCUUAGUUAACAAAUGUGUGUUAUUUUUUCCCGAAAAGCAAUAAAAGCUCAUUUCUUUAAACCUUGCACUGUAGUCUAUGACAGGCCUUCACUUGAAGUGAAUGCAUUGAGGGCCUAAGGUGUUCCAUUCAUAGUGUGAACCUGAAUUUUACAUCCUUUGAUGCAUGAAUGUUGAUAUCCUCAGUCAGGAUAUCUUAAGAGUUGACAGUAUGCUACAGUAGGAUGGUGCACUAGCUUACCCUGUAGUGUUUGAUGUACAACUAUGCCAUCAAAACAAAAAAAGGCUUUUUAAAAAGCUGUCCACUUUAGUGACCUCUAUGCAUGCAAGGCUUAAGAAACAUACUGCUUUUAAACUCGAUUGUAUUACAUAUAAAUCAUAACAUAUACAUUUUUAAUACAUAUAAAAAUAAAUUUACAUUUAUGCAUUA